AUGACUUCCGUUUCCGAGGCUCACAGAGGCGCGAGGAGAGUGGAGCUCGGCCACACGCCACCCCUGCGGCUCGCAUUUGGUACGGCCCACUCCGGCUUACGACAUUCCGCCUCCGGCGCCUCGCGCAGUUCCGCCGUGGCCCCCAUGGAGGAGAGUCGUGCGCCGGUCGGGUCUCCCCGGGAGCCGGAGGGCCGCUCCCGGCCCCGCAACAAGUAUUCGGUGCUGUUACCUACCUACAACGAGCGCGAGAACCUGCCUCUCAUCGUGUGGCUGCUGGUGAAAAGCUUCUCCGAGAGUGGAUUCAACUAUGAAAUUAUAAUCAUAGAUGAUGGAAGCCCAGAUGGAACAAGGGAUGUAGCUGAACAGUUGGAAAAGAUCUACGGAUCAGACAAAAUUCUUCUAAGACCACGGGAGAAAAAGUUGGGACUCGGAACUGCAUAUAUCCACGGAAUGAAGCACGCCACAGGAAACUACAUAAUUAUCAUGGAUGCUGACCUCUCCCACCAUCCAAAAUUUAUUCCUGAAUUCAUUAGAAAGCAAAGGGAAGGUAAUUUUGAUAUUGUCUCUGGAACUCGCUACAAAGGAAAUGGAGGUGUGUAUGGCUGGGAUUUGAAAAGAAAAAUAAUCAGCCGUGGGGCCAAUUUUAUAACUCAGAUCUUGCUGAGACCAGGAGCAUCUGAUUUAACAGGAAGCUUCAGAUUAUAUAAAAAAGAAGUUCUACAGAAGUUAAUAGAAAGAUGUGUCUCUCGAGGCUAUGUCUUCCAGAUGGAGAUGAUUGUUCGAGCGAGGCAACUGAACUACACUGUUGGUGAGGUUCCAAUAUCAUUUGUGGAUCGUGUUUAUGGUGAAUCCAAGUUGGGAGGAAAUGAAAUUGUCUCUUUCUUGAAAGGAUUAUUGACUCUUUUUGCUACUACAUAAAAGAAAAUUACUCAUUUCUACUUAUGUUCAUUUCAAUUGAAAUAUAAAAGGAGCCCUCUUACUGAUUGUUGUAACAUGUACUCUUAGAGCAUAACCAUAAGGUAAGGUAAAUUUUAUAUGAAUAUGUUGUUUCGAGAAACUCCAUUUUUUACUUGAAACUAAAUUUUAAAGUUACUUGCCUAAUGUGCAGUGCUCUCAGUUUUCAUUUACAUUUUGCUGUAUUAAGACCUGUAAAUAAAUGCACAUGGAUUUUCAUAUUAAAUGUUACUGGUUUCUUUAGACUAUAUGAUUGCAGAAUUUCUUACAUAGGACAGAAUCUGUAU
This is a messenger RNA of Octodon degus (degu), 1241 nucleotides long. It is a transcript of the gene Dpm1, whose product is annotated as dolichyl-phosphate mannosyltransferase subunit 1, catalytic. Gene Ontology annotation, biological process: GPI anchor biosynthetic process; protein O-linked glycosylation via mannose. Lineage: Eukaryota; Metazoa; Chordata; Mammalia; Rodentia; Octodontidae. The transcript is spliced from 10 exons. Gene Ontology annotation, cellular component: endoplasmic reticulum membrane. Gene Ontology annotation, molecular function: dolichyl-phosphate beta-D-mannosyltransferase activity. The coding region runs from base 1 to 918 and encodes 305 amino acids. The record is from RefSeq and is a predicted model, not a curated record.